Molecule: messenger RNA, 11419 nt
Organism: Cavia porcellus (domestic guinea pig)
Lineage: Eukaryota; Metazoa; Chordata; Mammalia; Rodentia; Caviidae
Gene: Kcnq3
Product: potassium voltage-gated channel subfamily Q member 3
Exons: 15
Coding region: 11-2626 (871 amino acids)
Biological process (GO): potassium ion transmembrane transport
Cellular component (GO): voltage-gated potassium channel complex; membrane
Molecular function (GO): voltage-gated potassium channel activity
Source: RefSeq, a predicted model, not a curated record
AGCGAGGCAGAUGGGGCUCAAGGCGCGCAGGGCGGCGGGGGCGGCUGGCGGCGGCGGCGACGGGGGCGGAGGAGGCGGCGGUGCUGCUAACCCAGCCGGAGGGGACGCAGCGGUGGCCGGCGAUGAGGAGCGGAAAGUGGGGCUGCCGCCUGGAGACGCGGAGCAAGUCACCUUGGCGCUGGGGGCCGGAGCUGACAAAGACGGAACUCUGCUGCUGGAGCGUGGUGGCCGGGAUGAGGGGCAGCGGAGGACCCCGCAGGGCAUCGGACUCCUGGCCAAGACCCCCCUGAGCCGCCCAGUCAAGAGGAACAACGCCAAGUACCGGCGCAUCCAAACUUUGAUCUACGACGCCCUGGAGAGACCGCGGGGCUGGGCGCUGCUCUACCACGCGCUGGUCUUCCUGAUCGUCCUGGGGUGCCUGAUCCUGGCCGUCCUGACCACCUUCAAGGAGUACGAGACUGUCUCCGGAGACUGGCUUCUGCUGCUGGAAACAUUUGCUAUUUUCAUCUUUGGAGCCGAGUUUGCUUUGAGGAUCUGGGCUGCGGGAUGCUGCUGCCGAUACAAAGGCUGGCGGGGACGCCUGAAGUUUGCCAGGAAGCCCCUGUGCAUGCUGGACAUCUUCGUGCUGAUUGCAUCUGUGCCUGUGGUCGCUGUUGGAAACCAGGGCAAUGUUCUGGCCACCUCCCUGAGAAGCCUGCGCUUCCUGCAGAUUCUACGUAUGCUGCGCAUGGACCGGAGGGGUGGCACCUGGAAGCUCCUGGGCUCAGCCAUCUGCGCUCACAGCAAAGAACUCAUCACCGCCUGGUACAUCGGCUUCCUGACGCUCAUCCUGUCUUCAUUUCUUGUCUACCUGGUCGAGAAAGAUGUUCCAGAAGUAGACGCACAAGGAGAGGAGAUGAAAGAGGAGUUUGAGACCUACGCAGAUGCCCUUUGGUGGGGCCUGAUCACACUGGCCACUAUUGGCUACGGAGACAAGACCCCCAAAACGUGGGAAGGCCGUCUGAUUGCUGCCACCUUCUCCUUGAUUGGUGUCUCUUUUUUUGCCCUUCCAGCAGGCAUCCUGGGCUCAGGACUGGCACUCAAGGUGCAGGAGCAGCACCGUCAGAAGCACUUUGAGAAAAGGAGGAAACCAGCUGCCGAGCUCAUCCAGGCUGCCUGGAGGUAUUAUGCUACCAACCCAAACAGGAUUGACCUCGUGGCAACCUGGAGAUUUUAUGAAUCAGUUGUUUCUUUUCCAUUUUUCAGGAAAGAACAGCUGGAGGCAGCAGCCAGCCAAAAGCUGGGUCUCUUGGAUCGGGUUCGCCUUUCUAAUCCUCGUGGUAGCAAUACUAAAGGAAAGCUAUUUACCCCUCUGAAUGUAGAUGCCAUAGAAGAAAGUCCUUCUAAAGAACCAAAGCCUGUUGGCUUAAACAAUAAAGAGCGUUUCCGCACCGCCUUCCGCAUGAAAGCCUACGCUUUCUGGCAGAGCUCUGAAGAUGCUGCAACUGGUGAUCCCAUGGCAGAAGACAGAGGUUAUGGGAAUGACUUCCUCAUUGAAGACAUGAUCCCCACCCUGAAAGCUGCCAUCCGAGCUGUCAGAAUUCUACAAUUCCGUCUCUACAAAAAAAAGUUCAAGGAAACUCUGAGGCCUUAUGAUGUGAAGGAUGUGAUUGAGCAGUACUCUGCAGGACACCUUGACAUGCUUUCCAGGAUAAAGUACCUCCAGACGAGAAUCGAUAUGAUUUUCACCCCUGGACCUCCAUCUACUCCAAAACAUAAGAAGUCUCAGAAAGGGACCGCGUUCACCUAUCCAUCCCAGCAGUCUCCCAGGAAUGAACCAUUCGUAGCCAGAUCAUCCACAGCAGAAAUGGAAGACCAAAGCAUGAUGGGAAAGUUUGUAAAAGUGGAAAGACAGGUGCAUGACAUGGGGAAGAAGUUGGACUUCCUGGUGGACAUGCACAUGCAGCAUAUGGAACGGCUGCAGGUUCAGGUUGCGGAGUUCUACCCCGCCAAGGAGACCUGCUUGCCAGCUGCAGGGGAGAAGAAGGAGGACAGCAGGUAUUCGGACUUGAAAACCGUCAUCUGCAACUACUCUGAGGCAGGGUCCCCUGACCCUCCCUACAGCUUUGACCAGGUGCCCAUCGACAAGGUUGGCCCCUAUGGGUUCUUUGCACACGACCCUGUGAACUUGCCCAGAGGGGGACCCAGUUCUGCCAAGAUGCAGACCCUUCCUUCUUCUGCAAGCUCGUAUGCAGAAAGACCCACCGUCCUGCCUAUCUUGACUCUUCUGGACUCCCGAGUGAGCUUCCACUCCCAGGCUGAACUGCAUGGCCCAUAUUCGGACCACAUCUCACCACGGCAGAGACGCAGCCUCACGCGGGACAGUGACACACCUCUGUCCCUGAUGUCGGUCAACCACGAGGAGCUGGAGCGGUCUCCGAGUGGCUUCAGCAUCUCCCAGGAUAGAGAUGAUUAUGCAUUUGGCCCCAGUGGUGGGUCGAGCUGGAUGAGGGAGAAGCGCUACCUUGCAGAGGGUGAGACAGACACAGACACAGACCCCUUCACACCCAGUGGGUCCAUGCCUCUGUCGUCCACAGGGGACGGGAUUUCUGAUUCCAUAUGGACCCCUUCCAACAAGCCCACUUAAAGGGGUCACUGGCUGACUCCUUGUGAUGUACACAGACUUUGUAUAGCUCCCUGACUCACACCCAACGCAUACAGCGAGGACACCAGUAGCUGCAUCGGAUGCAUGCGUGUGCACAGUGGCCCCGGCCAGCAGGGGUUCUCACGCCUUCUUCCUCCCCAAGUCACCACAACGAAGCCACUUCCUUUCAGCAUGGUUUGCAUGACUUGACACAAUAUAAGUGGUACCACUAGUCUCCUCUAGAAUACACAUUAAUCUACUGUUCUUGCUUUCAGUCAUGAUGGGACCAGUACAGGGAGAGAUUACUGAUGAGCUGUGCUAUGUUUCUUUGGUUGACUGGUUGGGGUUUUGGUUUGGUAAGCAGGGAAUGUAGUUUAAGUUACUUCUAGGAUUACUGCCCCUUGUGUAAAAUACUCCAGGAAUUAACUAUUUUCUAAAGCAAAGAAAUAAUUUUCUCAACAAGAACACAUUGCAUCCCAAUGAGGCUGCCUACCGAGCACACCUGAGGGAAGGAACAAGAUAGCCAUUAAGACUCCAAAAUCAAGAAUUUAAAAAUUAUUUUCUUAAGGAAGAGCCAACAAAAUCAUUUAGAAAUUCUUGAAGGGACUCCACAUACUCUGCCAUUGUUCAGUAUUGUGUCUCUAUUCCCCCAUCUGUAAAAGGCAUUGAUAAUUCCUAUUGUAGCAUUUCACAUGUGUUAUGAACUAGUGGAGAGAAACACACACACACAUCCCACAGACACAAACACAGAAAUCAAGGUAGUUCCCAAUUUAUGUGACCAAAGAUAGUGAAAUUUACUAAAGGCAGGGUGGUUCUCUGAGCCGGAGCCAAGUCUGGUGUCUCCAACUCAUGUUGCUACCCAUGUUAUUAAAAUGAAAAAUAUCCAUGCAAAGCAAAAUUUAGAAUCAGGAGGGCAUAAGCAGAAAGUAUCUUUUCCAAGUUCUCAUUCUUAAAAGUGAUAAAUCUCAGGCUCAGGUUUAGUGACAUACCUAGGGCCACUCCACAGUGCCAUGAGAGCCAGGACUCAACACUCCUGCCUGCUGACUCCUCCGCCUGGCUUCCUUUCAGGACAUCAUUCUGCCAUUUGCAUCCUGGGACCCAGCAGUGAAGCCAAGAUUCUGGCACUCUGUGUUGUGUGGGAAGAAAUCCCCAUAGUUCUUCCUGCAUGAGAGGACAUCUGCUGUUAUUGCAAAGCCUGCAUCCUUGCUACAUUGCAUUUGGGAUACAGAAAAAAAAAAAAAAAACAGUAAUACAAGCAAGGUAUAGUUAUCAAUAUGCAAAUAGGCCAAAUUUCCCAAACUGUCCAAUCUUACUUUUGCCAGUGGAAACACUGACACUGCACAUAAUUGUAAGAUUUUUCUGAAGCUUAAGCAGGCGUGUGAAGUCACUGUUCUGUCCAAGUGUCAGGCACAAGCCUCACUGUAGUCUCUUAGGAGAUGUUGUCAUUCUCUGAAAACUGAUGGGAACGGCUUUUCUGCAGUUCCUAAAUGAUGACACCAUACUGCUACUCUCACACUCCUUCUAUGAUCUCAAGCCCUAGUUAAUGAUGGUUGCCAUGGUCACCCUCAAGAUGAUCAAAACAACCUAAUCAAAUAUCUGCAUACCACUGCAAUCAAGGUUCUGCCUAAUGGUUUUGUGAAGAGCUGUAAUCACCAUGGCAAACAUCUAGUUGAUGGUUUCAUCAGUGACCUGUCCUGAGUUGGAGAGAGAUUUCUCACAAGUUGGUUCUUUUUAAUUCACACACCAGUGGGUCUUGUAAAAAAAGCUAAGAAUAUAGUACUCAUGAAGGCUUGGGCCCUGACUUUGGAAACUUAAACCAAACCCUUACGUCUCUGAACGAGGGCUGCCACUGUAAAUGACAGAAAGGAGUUUUAUGUGGAGGAUCUCAUGAGUGGAUGGGUAUUGAGCCUGAAGUCCAAAACAGGAAGCAUGCAAGAGUCAUUACACACAUUGGACAAGAAGGCCCUCCCCCAUGGUUUUCCACAUGACCUUUCAGGAACUGGAAAGUCAUUUUUCGUCAUUCACCACUUUCCUCAGUAUGGCCUCACUACUGCCAUUGGGGCUAUAUCCUAAGAAACCCUGUGUCUUUCUUAGGGGCCUGGGUCUAGGCUCUGGUCUUCCUGGGCUCUUUAACCAAAAAUCACUGUGCUAUCUAUCUUACAUGUCCCCAUGUUGUUGUUUAUGUAUUUAAAUUACUAAAACAAAAACAAAAAAGUAAACAAAUCAAAAUCUGCACAUACAUACCAGUUAUUCUAACAUAUUAAUAUUUUUGUAGAAUCCAAUAUCAUCUGUGUUUUACAAAUAGAUUCCUAUUUCAGAACUUCAGUAAAAUUCUUGCUUAAGAGUGAGAUCUUAUUCCCAUGCUGAAAUGUUUGCUGUAGACCCAAAAUUAGAUAUACUACCUUAGCUUCUAUUAAUAACCUGCUGAGAAUGGAGCUUGUAAUAUUUCUCAAACUAUAGGGAAGACAUCAAGAUUUUCUGCUGAUUACAAGGUUAGAACAGCAGGAAUCAGAUCUGUGUUGAUUCUCAUUGUCUAGUAAGUUCAGACAAAAUUCUUAGCUCAUGAAUGGAUGAUACGAAACUUAGGAGCUUUUUUCCCAUCUAAGAAAACAAAAAGAAAAACGUGUUCUUUUGGAAUAAUUCUGCCUUAAUGUUUAUUCUUUUCCUCAAAAACUACAUUCUGGAAAAACAAACCAAACACACUCAAGUUGCCUGCUUACCAACCUGACUGGUACCAAAGAAGCACAAAUUCAGAUUCUGAGAGUCAACAUGAGCAAUGGAGAGAAACUGUGUAUGCUUCUACAAAACUUCUCUUUUCAGACAAAGAAGCCACGUGAUGGAUGAAUCCAACAGAACAGACCCCAACAGUGUGCCCCAGGUUUACCGUGUAUACUGGGGGUUCCACAGCUUCCCAAGAUAUCGUUGCAGUGGUGGCCAAAACCCACUGUAAUACUGAUAAAUUAAUUAUAUUAUAAAAAUAGGAAUGGUUUUUUCAGGUAAAACUGUGAUUCCACUAUGCUGGUAUAUAUCUGUUUUUUGUGUGCUUUGACAUAAAAAAUGACAUAUGACAUAAAAAGUUUAAGAGGUGGGGAAAGGGUGUCACUCAGUGUAGAGUAGUUGCCUAGUGUGUAUGAGGUUCUGGGUUCUGUCCUCAGCACCAGAGAAAUUAAUAAAUCAGUAAUCUGGGGCUCAGGAUACAGCUCAGUGGAAGAGUAUUUAUGAGACCCUGGGUUUAAUUCCCUAGGUCCACCCCCAAAUUAAAAAGUCAUAUUUUAACAAGAUAAAAAUGAAUGAGAUAAAUCAACUUAUUAAUGUUAGGAAAAUGGUGACCUUGUGGACUGAGAAAAACUAUUUGAGAUCAAGUAUGAGUUCUUAACCAUCAAAUGCCAGCACACAAGCAAGCACGAAAAGUUUAAGAAAGAAAUUUUGGAGGGCUGGCUGUAGUGGCACACAUCCAUAAUCCUACCACUCAGGACCUGAGGCAAGAAGCUCAGCACAAGCUCAAGGCCAGCAUGGGCUACAAUGAGUUCAAGGCCAGACUGAACUACAUAGCAAGACCCUGUCUCAAAAAUACAAUAAAUAAAAUAAAUAAAUAAAUAAAUAAAGGAACAUUAAAGGAAAAGAAAAACAAUAUAUACCAAACUAAGAAAAUUCUAUGUUGUUUCUUAGAACUAAGAACUCACAGUCAUUAGACAUGACACUUGUAUUAUGAAGUCCUAGUUUCCAUAAAAACAUAGAAAACUAGAAAACUCCAAAGUCUAUAGGUUGAAACUAACUAAUUAAUCAAUAUUUAGGCAUCCUCUGCCUAUCUGAUUCUGCACGGCAUUUCCCAACACUGUAAUACAGUAAUUACUUGUAGAAAAAAUAUAACAAGAUUUACUCAAAAUUUUCUAAAACCAUAUUCAUAAUUCCAUGGUUCUCUAAUGACACUAUAAUAAAGAAAAUUCAUUUGUUUAUUCAUUUGCUAAGAUUUCUUAAACUCCAGUAUUUGCCCGAAACCACGCAACAGGAAUUCGGUGAUUAGAAAGUCACAGAUUCUGCCAUCAGAAACUAUAAAUCUAGUGUUAGAGGUCCCACAGAUGUCAAAGGUCCCCUCAACCUAUGUCAGUGAGGAUGAGAAACACUAUUUCAUCCUAUGAGUAGCUCCUCCAACAGGAAUUAUUCUCAGCUUGGAAGCAUCUGAGGAUUUAACUCUGAAGACAGUGAGAACAAAAACAUUUGCAUCAAAAUGAUGGUGAUCCCAUUACCCCAGAGAAGGCUGAAGGGGUUAAAUGAUGACUUUGAGUUUGGUUUCUUGUGUUGAACUUUAUAGUUUCCAUGCCAGAAGGCAGUAUUUGAAAAAGGUCCUUAGAUAAAUCAGCCUUCUCCUCUCUAAAUUCCUGCCAAGAUGGAGGCCAGACAAAAAGAGUUCUACUUCCUCAUACUAAUCAAGAGAAGCUGUGGUAAAGGUCAUGUCACAAAAUCUGUUUGAAAAGAAAAAGGCCACUCUGCCCGUGAGAACCUAGAUCAACUUCUUUGGAGUCAAGAGAAGAAAUUUGUUUAGGUUCUAAGAAGUCAACUGCGCUUCCAAAAGUGCUGACAAACAUACCCUGAACCCCCCCAAACCUUUGCCAUCUGGAAAAUGCCACAGAGCUGCUCGUCAGUUGACAUUAAUGUCCAAGGUACCUAAGACCACAAAGAUUUUCUUUGUUUUCUGAGCCCUGGGACAUCAUCAGGAUUUUGCUUUCACUUAUGCUGGGAAGCUUGCUCAUUUCAGGAUGAACUUUUUAAAACUAAACCCUUAGCAUUGACUGUGCUUGGGUUACUGACAUUACACUUUUUAAAUCAGAACUGCCUCUCCAGCAAAGUAGUAGUUAGUAACUCAGAUGAUCAUGUUAGAGGCAAGGUUAUAUGUACAUCUUUUGUGGGUUUUGUAAAUUAGUGUGGUAAUAUCAAAGAGACAGAAAAGCUCUGAUGAUAUGGACAAAAAUUUUCACUUGGGGACUUUAAAACGCAUUUGACUCUUCUGGCCUGUUUUGAAUUUCCAGUGAGACCAUCUAUAUAUAAAGCCCCUGGUAUAGCUACUGCACCAUAAUCAGGACUAUUUUUCAUGUUCUUGUUCUAUGAUAUGUGUCAAUUCCACUGCCCUAUGCUGAUGUUAUUUAUUAACUCUAGAUUUACACCAGAAAAUAUUUUUCAGGAAAAAAAAAAGAAUAAUUGAGAUAUGAUUCCAACUAUUAUAUGACAAAAUCAAGCAUUUCCACCACUAAAAAUGAUUUUUUCCAACAAUCUACAGAAGAAGACUACCCCAGUGAAGAAAGCAGGAAGGUUGGAUCCCAGUGGUGGAGCUGUGGAAGUCCCAUUUGACAUAACCAUUGUUCUCUCAAAGGAUGGUUCCUGGGAGGUAAAGCCAAACAGUAGUGAUGAAACAGGAAAGAAUUCAUGUCUUCACAAGUCAAGCUUUGCUGAUAGUCUCUCUAGGGCAAUAUACUUCUGUCCAUUAACAGCCUCAAACAUUCCUGUUGAAAAAUCGUGACUAGUAUUCUGGCAGUAUUACAUAUGGAAGGAGACAUGAUUUCAUAGAUUCUGAGAAUGCUCCCAGCAAAAGGACACCUUGCUUGUCCUGAAGAGUCACUUCUUUUAAAUGAGGGAGCAGAGGCUCAGAGUGCGGGGAAUCACAGCCGUCUCACAGUGAUGAAAUAAGCCACUGAGUAGCAGAGUAAACCUAGAGCCCAGAUUGCUUGGUCCAAAUGCACAACAUAGAUGUUACUGUGAAGCUCAGAAAAUGAAAAGCAAAACCUCUCCAGGCCACUCAAAAAACUGCUAAGCCAGACCUAUUUUGAAGAGUCUUUCCAUCUCUAAGAUUUGAUUGAUGCUGCUAUGUCAUGGAAAUGAUACUGGUCCUUCUCCUAAACAGUUGCUGCUUUCAAAAGCCCUAACAGAAACCUGCAGAUUCUGGGUGCCUUUGAAAAAAGAAAUUCCUUGACCAUGGACACUUUUACUCUCCACUUCUCCUGUCACUCCUACUUUGGCCCUUCCUUGUCCAGCCAAGCUUGGACUGGUUCACUGAUGUGGCCCAUCACUUAGAACCAUUCAGCUCCUGACUCCCCCCUCAGGCUAUAUUCUGAUCUCUACAUCAGUUCAACAAGAUUAUUUAAGAAAAUUGGAUAUUAUUUUGGGGCAAUUCAUAUUACUGAACUUAUAGAUCCUACCAAAAAUGUCCCUUAUCACAGGGAUCUCUGAGCACAGCCCAGCCCUGCUCACUUUGUUCCAGAGAAUCCCCAAAUUAUCCAAGUACUCUAGAGCUUUCUUCAAAAGCUACAAAGAGGAAAACAAGAUUCAACUUCAAACAUCUCAUGUUUUUGUAACUAGGGAAGCAAAAGACCUCUUUGACUCAAAUGAAGCUUCCCAUAGGUGAUUUCCACUUGUAUUUUAGAGUUCUCCACAAUUUGCCAGAACUCCAAAGAAUUCCUUCUUAAACUAGUGUUACGGUCAGUUUCAACUGAAAGCCCCUAAGAGAGUCAAAAAGAAAGGUGGUCAAAUUCUGAGAUGGCAAUAGUCUACCCAGUAAUUUUAGAAACUCUCAUUCUACAUAUGUCUUUUUCCUUCAAAUAGCACUGUUCUGGGAUUAAAACAAAUUUCAAGGGUAAAUAAUGAGGUCUAUACAAGAGCAGCCUGAAAAUGGUUUACAAUUAAUCAUUCAAGAGCCAAGCGAGUGCUUAAGAAUAUAUUUGUGAUUCCUCUUACAUUUGUCAAAUGGGCUGGAGUUUGAAACCUAAAAAGUAAUGAAACUGACAGCCUGUUUCAUCUCAAUGUUCCAUUCUGUUCCUCAUCUACAAGAUGGGGGUCAGGGAAGGGGAGAGAAACUUAUCCUAAGCUUUCUUUGUGAGUGGCAUAUGACAUUAUACUGUUCACUCUUGACUGUUCUAUCUUCAUUGCAAACCCAUGAAGGAGAUAUCAGUGUCUGUAUCUCAGAAUUGAAAGUGAAAAGGUUGCACACUGCAGGAGGAAGAGCUAGUUUUUUAACCAAAAUCUAUGUACCUAGAAGCUUAUUCUGUGCUUUAAGCCACACAGGUCAGUAGACACAUUCCAAAAUCAUGCCCUGUGUUUCCCAGUGUGUGGCCUUCCCCCGUCCCAUUAGCUUUACACAGUUCUGAAUUUCUGGAGAUAAGAAGGAUGUCCAGGUCUGCUGGCUAUUGUACUGGGCUACUGAGAGAGUGGCUUCACAAUUUCUCUGUCAAUGGCAGAAAAUGAUGCCACAUAAAUUAUUCACUUGGUUCAUAUUGGAAUCUAUUAGCUCUUGAAGUUUAGUGGUUGCAGAUAAUCCCACAGAUGCCCUUUAUUCUCUGUCCCCAAGGAUCCUCUGUCAUAACUUUUAACCAAACUAGAUCAGAUGUCUCCAAGUCUCUGGUGGCUGUGGUCUUUUGUCUCUACACUGAGCGUUCGUUUCAGGGCUUUGAAAUUCUGCAGAAACAGCUUAGUCUUCAUUAGUGUUCUCUGGGAGGUCAAAGGCUCAGAAUAAUUGUGUCUUUCUUUCUCAAUAUUAAAAGAUCAAUGGAAACUAACCAGAUCCGGUAAUGGAGCACUUCCUCGCUCCUCUGAAUACAUUUCCAAGGGACAGAGAUGAGCUCUGCUCUCCCAUGUCCCUCUGAGGGUUGAGUACAAGUGGUGGACAAGUCCAAGAUAUGGAGCCACCCUUCUGUCCAGAAGCAGACAUUUUGCUGCUGGAGAGGUAAAGUAGGCCUGUCCAUAUCCUGGAAAAUCACCUUAGCCAGACAGAUGACAUUCAUCCAUUUGUCAAUCCUUCCCUGUUUUAAAGAGAAAAAUGAUCUCCAUCUUGCUUCAGAUGGGAUAGUACUGUCUUUCCCCAUUUUUCUUAUGUAGCAACGAUGGAAAAUGCAAAUCACUGAAGAACAAAUGGAUGUUUUCAGUGACGUGAGCCUGUCGUACUUGAUUUUGGGUUGUAUUUUCUUUAACCCCUUUUUACGGCAUAGAAUUCUGGUGCCUUGCUCCCUGAAUUUGUCUCCAUGCUAAGAGUAGGCUUUCUUCACAUUCUGGCUUACACAGGAACACAACUAUUCCACAAGUGGCCUUUAGUGCUCUUUAUAAUAUGAUUUCCUGUAAUUUUUAAACUGUAUGUGUAAUUUAUAUUCUGGCUCUGUCCAAUAUUUGAACAACUUUAAUAGGUUGAUUUCCAUAUAUAUUAUGCAAAUAAUUCUUACCUGAUUUUUUAUGUUCUAUCUUAAAUAAAAUACUGCACCACUUAUUAAUAAAUAGAUGUUUCAAUGAUUAUGUGGAGGAAUUUCAUUUGCUUUAAAACAGCUUUAUGAAAUUAUAUUCUUUAGUAUAAGUAAUACUGGCUGCUGCAACAGAAAAACUUACAAAUGUCACUGACCUUACACAAUGAAUGUAUAUUCCUUGCUCAAAUCACAGUACAGUGCAGAUUACCUAACUGUCAAAAAGUGAUGCUUGGAUUUGUCAUGGUCUGCGUCAUGCUGGGUCCUCCACUUUAGGCAUAGAGCCAGACCAGGAAGAAGAAUACAAAAAAGUCACCCCAGUUCUAACAUCCUUGAAUUCGAAGUGACUCAUUAUUUCUAUUCAUAUUCUCAUUGGCCAAACUCAGUCACAUGAUGUAGAAAACUUGUGAGGGAUGCUGGGAAAUGUAGUCUCAAUGAAUGCUUUAGAUAUAUUGAACAUGCACUUCUUUUCUCGUCACAGGGAUAUAUGGUUGAUCCUGCUGAUUUCUUAAUAAUAUAAAAUGGUGACAAGAUCUAAUAAAGUGUAAGUGCCCAAGGAAUAAAAUCAGUAAAAUUGUAA